GCCGCUGCUGCUGCCGGAGCGCACGGAGGAGCUUCCCUUUUUUUUUUUUUAACGCACCGAGGCGAUCCGGAGCCCCCCGCUGAAAGAAGCCGCAGCCCCGACGAACUGACGACGUGUGCGCUGUGCAGGCAUUCUGCUGUUAUAUCGGCGAGGCUGCAGCGAUUUGAAGAGGCGAAAAAACGCCGAGCUGCUCUUUCAUCUCGUCAGCUUUGAGGAGGAGGCGGCGAGGGACCCGGGGUGUCCCCCCGUUUUUGUGUGUAACUCCGCGCGUGUGUGUGUGUGUGUGUGUGUGUGUGUGUGUGUGUGUGUGUGCGUGUGCGUGCGUGUUUGUGUGUGUUUGGAACAAGAGAGAGCAGAGAGAGAGAGUGUGAGAGAGAGAGAGAUACGAGGGUAAAACAGAUCGGACGCGCGGCGCAGGAGACAGCCGCUUUUGGACACGUUUUGGAGACAGAAGCUGCCCGACUGCAAAGGCUGCACACAGAAAAAAAUAUAUAUACAUAAACAAAACUUACUUUGCAUCACCCCUCCCGUCCAUUAAUUUUUAUCGCGUUAUUAAUAUUAUUUCGGGGGGAGUUUUUUAAGCGUCUCCCAAUCUGCUGGACAAGUUUGGCCGCUGAAAGGACGCACCUCGGGACUUUGACGCAGACCGUCUCCCUGACUUCUUGCUGCUGGACAUGGGCGCAUCUGAGGCCAAACAGCCGUAGACGGAGGGCUCGGAGCUGCUGUCCUCUUUUCCUCCUAUCUCUUGCAGAGUGGACCCACUUUUGAAAGAGCGUGUUUUUUUUCUAUCUGGGCCUAAGGCCGACUUGUUUAAAGGUCCUUUUUUUUUGCUUCCGGCAACAGCGAAGAGACCAAGUCUUCCUCCCUCAGCCCUCACUCCCUCUCUCACUUUUUUGGAAGCUGAACUUUUAAAGGAAAAUGGGGCAUUGAGAGGGUUGGCAGAUCUCCCCACGCUACAAUGGCUACUGACACCUACCUGGUAAACGACGAUCCUGCUAGAGGCCCAGGGAUGCCUGAAUGUUUCCUUGUGUCCGAUACAUAUAGGGAUGAAUUCCACCCCUUCAUCGAGGCCCUGCUGCCCCAUGUCCGCGCCUUUGCCUACACCUGGUUCAACCUGCAGGCCCGCAAGCGCAAGUACUUCAAGAAGCACGAGAAGCGCAUGUCCAAGGAGGAAGAGCGCGCAGUGAAGGAUGAGCUGCUGGGGGAGAAGCCAGAGAUCAAGCAGAAGUGGGCCUCGCGCCUGCUGGCCAAGCUCCGUAAGGACAUCCGGCCUGAGUUCCGUGAGGACUUUGUGCUCACCAUCACGGGGAAAAAGCCCCCCUGCUGUGUGCUGUCCAACCCCGACCAGAAGGGCAAGAUCCGCCGCAUCGACUGCCUGCGCCAGGCCGACAAGGUGUGGCGGCUGGACCUGGUGAUGGUCAUCCUGUUCAAGGGCAGCCCCCUGGAGAGCACGGACGGGGAACGGCUGGUCAAGUCGCCACAGUGCACCAACCCUGGCCUGUGUGUCCAGCCGCAUCACAUCGGAGUGUCCGUCAAGGAGCUGGACCUCUACCUGGCCUACUUCGUCCACACGCCAGAAUCUGGACAAUCAGACAGCUCCAGCCAACAGGGGGACACAGACAUUAAACCACCGCCCAAUGGGCACCUGAGUUUCCAGGACUGCUUUGUCACCUCAGGGGUGUGGAAUGUGGCGGAGCUAGUCAGAGUGUCACAGACUCCUGUAGCCACAGCGUCAGGUCCCAACUUCUCACUGGCUGACCUGGACAGCAGUCCCAGCUACUACAACAUCAACCAGGUGGCUCUGGGACGACGCUCCCUCACCUCCCCUCCUUCCACCAGGUCUGAGGUGGAGUUGUACGCAAACCUUCCACGGAGCUCCACCAAGAGGAAGUCAUUAGACGACAGCGAGCUGGAGAGCCCCACAGAUGAUGUUUUCUACCCUGGACGCUCGCCUGCCGCCAGCUCCUCCCAGUCCAGCGCGUGGCCCAAUGACAUGGAUGCAGUGCAGCACCAUUUGGCGAGUGUGCAGGAGAGGAAGAUAAAACAUGAAAACGAUGGCGUGCAGUUUCCUUACCAUGGACUGUCCUCGCCUGGUUCACUUAAGAAGCCGGGGAAGUUUGAUUUCAACGCCCUGACUUCCCAGACGAGGUCCCCCCGCAUGGCGUUCACACACCACCCGCUGCCUGUGCUGGCAGGAGUGAGACCAGGGAGUCCCCGUGCCUCAGCCUCAGCCCUGCACUUCCCCUCCUCCUCUAUCAUCCAGCAGUCCAGCCCGUACUUCACCCACCCCACCAUACGCUACCAUCACCACCAGGACCCGCUUAAGGAGUUUGUGCAGUUUGUGUGCACUGACGGCACAGGACAGCCCAGCGCACAGCCUAAUGGAGGUGGCCAGAGCAAAAUGCCGGGCUCCUUCCUGCUGCCCCCGCCACCCCCGGUGGCGCGCCCUGUGCCCCUCCCCAUGCCCGACUCUAAAAGCAUCAGCACGCCCACUGACGGCGGACUCAGCUCACCCGCAUCUCCGUCAUACUCCACGCCAGGCUCCACAGCUCCCAACCGGUUUGUCGGCAUCGGAACACGGGACAACUUUCUGAAUAUCCCCCAGCAGACUCAGUCCUGGUUCCUCUGACAAGGCCUCUCUGAAUCAACAGCUAAAAUUGUGUCAUGAAAAUUGGAAAUUUGAAAAACAAACACAUCACUGCUGAUUAAGAACAGACUGCUGACACUAAAAAGGUCUUUCUCUCUCGCCAACACUAUUCAAAGUACUACUACAGAACCCGAAAAAAAAAACCCUCCCCACCCCUCCCCCACCCCCCCAAGAGGACUCUCAAUCCACCACAAUUUGAACAGGAACGUUCAUCCCCCUUUAUCCAGGAGGCUUAAAUGAGAUUGAGUGGACAGACUCAGAAUGCAAGGAGGAGGAAGAGGAAGAUGAGGAACUGUCUCACACACUCACACACAAACACACGCACACAUACACAUACACACACACCACAAAAAUGUCAGAAAGGAAAUGCAAUAUGGUAACCUGACAAAUGACCAAUUAUACAUUUGUUGUUUCUUUUUUUAUGUUUUUUUUUUUUUUUCAUUUUGUUGUCUCCACAAUGAAACUCCAUGCAUUGGCUGGGAGAUCCAAAAAGUAAUGAUAAUUGAUGAAGUCGGAUGCAAGUUGAAAAGAUUUCCUCCCAUAUUGCACGCCUCCAUAUCUACAUAUUUCUCCACCUGCCUCUUCUUCAGGUCCAUGGUCCCAUCCAAACCCCCCACCCCACCCCCAUCCCCACCACACCACCUGGAGCUCAGCGCUGCUCAGGUUCCAGACCGAAAAACAACUGCAGCCACAUGCCUGCGUGUCGUCGCCACACUCUGCCGCUUCAUUCGCUCAGCCCUGAGCCUCUUUCAUUUCUGAUUGGCCAAUCAUGGUGACACCAUCCGAUGGUGUGACAUAUAUGCACUAAGUGGCUGGUCUUUUGUUUACCUGUCAAAGUAUCAGGGCGUCCUGCUGUGGAAGAAGUGAUAGCCAUGAGGCGAGUGCGAGCGAGUGAACACACAACAGACAGUCAUAACACUAACUCUACAUGUGCUCUUUCGUCCCCUCACCUAUGCACUAUUAAUUUUUUUAAUAAGGGAUGAACAGUAUUGCACAUCGAUGGUCAGAUGAGCGAUUAGAGAAGUGAAUCGAGGCUGGCUGCCACCGCAGGAAUGUGGCUGCACUGACAUUUGAGUCUGGGCCCUGAAACAUGCAGCGAGUGCACGCUCAUGCUCACACACAAACAAACACGCGCGUACGCUUGCAUACAGACCAUCCUCUCCAGAAUAGUCUGUCACACAACCACUCACAAUAUCAUCUCGUUAUUAUUCAGACAUGGAAUUUAAUUUACAGGAAUGCACACGCAGCAUCAGCUUCAUAUUAUUAGCUUUCAUUUUGUUUGUAGGUGUUUUCUUGCAACUUUUUUCUUUUUCUUUUUUUUUUUUUUUUUUUUUUUUUUGCCGGAUUUGGUUUUGGUUUUGUCUCACUUGGGUUGUUUUAACCUUCUCUUGCAUGUCAUAACAUUUUUUUUCUUUAGUUUGCAGUAAUACGUUAAGUGUCAUGCUCGAAUUUCAGCGAAACAGAUUUCAAACGAAACAGUAACAGCAGUUUCUCGAAUCUCUCUCACGUAUGGACAGCACAGUAACAACAGCUCAUCACAUGCAUCCCUUGCAUUGCUUCACCCUGUAUCCCUUAGUUCAGUCACAGGAAAACCCAGAGGAAUACACGCACACAUUCACACACAGACACACAUAUAAAAACAUACACUAACACCACCAAUCACCUGACACAAACUAAUAAAGGGAAGCCUUUAUAUUUGGUUCUCCAAACUGCCUUUGUUAAUGGUUUUUCAUUCACUUUAAGAUUUGUCUUUUUAAUUUGAGAUAUUUUUUUCUAUGUAAAUGUUCACAAUGAAAUUGCUAUUGGUAUUAUUUUCAUCAUGACACAAUCCAACAAAAGCCGACCUCACAAAAUAACUGGACUGCCUAGCUGUUGGUUCUAUUUUGCAGGGAUAGUAAACAGGGCUGAGACCCUGUUCUCAGCCUCUCUAGUAACAUUAGCUCUAUGUACUAAAACCAUAUAUCAAGACUAUAACAAUAUAUGAAAGUGCCUCUGUAUUCCCUUCAUGCAAUUAGUAAUAAACUUGACUUCAGGUUCUCUUCCCACAUAUAAGCUAAAGCUACGGGGAAUGGUAGCGUUGGUGCAUGUGGAAACCAUUGGCCUAGGACAGAUCUUUAUAGAGGACUGCAAACUUUUUUUUUUUUGUAAAGACAGAGAGAGAGAUCUUAUACAUAUAUAUUUAUGAUAUAUGCUCCUUUUUAACUUUUACUACAUGAGCUUGUUGGCAGUCUAGUUAUUUUCUGAACUCUCACCCCACCACCCCCCACCACCUCCCCUCACAACCUGUUUCAGUAACAUCAUCUUACUGUUACCAGUACGAAUCAAACGACACACGCCAUCGCCAUCUGCAGCGCAGCAUUAUAAUACCUAGAUGAACAUGUCAAAAAUCGACAGUAGGUUUGAAGAAAAAAAAAGUGUUUGUUUUUUGAUGGAAAGUAUUAUUAUUGAAAAAUAUGUGUCGAUUGAGCCACGUGCAAUGCAUUGGGUAGAUCAUUGUGUUUGUCUGUUAGAGAUUUUUAAGAAAGCUAAGAGAAAAGAGAAAAAAAAUGUAUUUGUUUCAAGUCCGUAAGCUCCGGGACUCUAAACUAGAGGGCCAUGAAAAAUCCUAGUCUUUGUAAGUUGGGGGUAUUUGUUUUUAUUUCCUUUUGUCUCUUUUUUAAUGUUUUAUGUGUAAUCAUUUGUUUAUAAAAAUGUGGGAGGGCUGAAGGAAAAAAAAAUUCUACACAACUUCAGAAAAAAAUUCUCUAUCAUCAGAUGAAAACUGGUGCUUUAACACUAUAAAGUACAUUCAGAACUAUUAUAAAUGAAUGGUAAUGAACAAAAAUAACAGACCAUUUAGGAAACAGCAUUAUUCCUCUCUCUAUUUGUAUUCUUCUUCUAUUUGUAUUGAGUGGGGGGAGAGGUUCCUAUUCCUUAAGGUUGUGACACAAAAGGCAUUUUGGUUCAACCUUUAGAAAGAAAAAAAAAACCUAUACUGUCAAGCCUAAGAAACUUCAGAUAACUUACCCAUGCACUGCCUGAAACUCACCAGCAAAAACAAAACAAAAAAAACCCUCCCAGUUUAAUUCAUUGUUCUCACCUGCAUUGGCAUAGUGACAUGACAAGUUCCUCCCUGUGCUGUGGGAGAUGCUUCACAUCCAGAAAUCUUUUUAUUCCCAUGAUCACGUUAAUAUGUUUCUGAAUCUAGAGCUGGAUGGAGCUCAGCAGGGUUGUGUCGAGACACCUGAGUUGAAGUGGAAAGAGUGUUGAGUUAAGACCGUCUGUCUCCUGUGCAGAUAACAGAAACAACUGAAAAGGGGCAAAAACGUAGCUUAAAAUCAGGCAUAAAUAUGUGAGGUUUGAACCAUUUAUGAAACAGGCAGCAAGGUGAGCCUCUCCCCUGUUCCACCCCCCUCCUCUGUAAAUGACUCUUAUAGUGCUUGUGCUGUAGUGUAUAGUUUCCCAGCAGUUAAAGGUUGUCCCUUAAAAGUGCCUUUUGUUCACAGACUCCAUUUUGUAAUCCAGAUCGCCCCUUUUUUUCGAAAUGGCUCGAGGUAGCAGGUUGCCCCUGAGUGCCGCGAGGAGGGGUAACAGGUCGUCGCCCGCUCAGCGCUCAGGGACAACUUUUUCCUCUGGCUCGAAAUAAAUCCCCUCCAUUGUACCUCCCCUAUAUCCUCUCUUCCUUUUCAAAAGCCGUAUAUAUAUAUAUAUAUAGUACAAAAGGAAACUGGUGUGAAUUAGUUCUUUACUUUUUAUUGAUAAAUAAUGACAAAAAAAUUUUUGAAAAGGCAAAAAAACUUGUUCUCGUUCAGCUCUUGCUUUUUUUCUUCCCCUCUGUCUCCACUGUCUGUUUUCUCUUAGACACUGGAGUAGUCUGUAACUGUGUGUCCGUCACUCUCCGUCUCUCUCUCUCUCUUUCUUUUCUCUCUCUCUCUCUCUCUCUCUCUCUCUCUCUCCUGCCCUCUCCGCUGUUGGGAGGGUGAAAAAAAAAAUAUUGCCGAAAAACUUUUGUCUGAGCAGAAUGCAGUUAGCUCACAUGUUAUUCUUGUCUGUAUGCUUCACAUUGUAUUACCAUACCCAUCUUCUUCAGCUUCUCCAUUCAACAGCUAAUGUAAGUGAACAAAUUACGCUGACGGGCUUUUGGGGGUGUCCUUGGGUGGGUUAGGAAGGGACGACAGGGGUUCAGGGGUUUGGGUCGAAGAGGUUUACAGAGAAGAUUAACGGGGUCGAGAGGGCUAGACGAACUGCUUUGGGAUGUUGGAAAGGGGCUGCUUGGACUAGGAUAUCUAAGAGUUUGCUCUUUUGUUUUAGCUAUUUAUUUUUUGGCUUUGUUUUAUUCCCCCCUUUUUGUUUCCUUUUAAUUUGGAUUUCUUUUUCAUAUUUGCUAUCAGGGUAUGCUGUCAUUUAGGCUCUCUUUGAGGAUGCCUUGGACUGUAAAUGAAAGCUACAAGCACCUUAUAACCGGACUUGUCCUGCAUGAGGCUGAAAGAGGGGGGUGUUGCAUUUCCAGGACAUAUCCCACAUCCAUUCAAAUCAAUCUUUUAAAGUGAAGUAUUAUUGUUCACGGCGGGUUUCACACACAGUGAAACUCUCAGCAGUAUUAGCCAUUUACAACACAACCAACCAGAUAGUUAAAAGGCCAGCAUGAACCUGAUCUCUCAGAUUGCCGAGGAUUCAGGAAAGUCCCUCCAUUUUUCUCCUCUGACCACCUCAUGCUGGACUGCUCCGUGUCUUUGUUCUGUUGUUCAUUUUGUUCUUUAUCUUCUUAAGCGUGUAUGGUUAUUGGUGUAAUAGGCAGCACCCUAGGCCCCCCUGACUCCCAGCUCUUCUACGCCUCUGUCUACACCCUCAGUGCAGCACCACUUCUUUGUGAGAACACCCCCAGAGCUCUAGGUGAAAUGCAUGUGUUAAUUACAGUUUCUUUUCCAUAAGAAGAAAAACACAGUUUGAGAAGAGCAGCACCUGAUUGAAUAAAAAGGAUGUUCUUGACUGUA
Lates calcarifer (barramundi perch) is the source of this 7620-nucleotide messenger RNA. RefSeq names its product nuclear factor I/Xa (gene nfixa). Gene Ontology annotation, biological process: regulation of transcription by RNA polymerase II. Gene Ontology annotation, cellular component: nucleus. Lineage: Eukaryota; Metazoa; Chordata; Actinopteri; Centropomidae. Gene Ontology annotation, molecular function: DNA-binding transcription factor activity, RNA polymerase II-specific; RNA polymerase II cis-regulatory region sequence-specific DNA binding. The record is from RefSeq and is a predicted model, not a curated record. The transcript has 14 exons. The coding region runs from base 959 to 2629 and encodes 556 amino acids.